This is a messenger RNA of Dictyostelium purpureum, 1059 nucleotides long. RefSeq lists its product as uncharacterized. Gene Ontology annotation, molecular function: zinc ion binding. Lineage: Eukaryota; Evosea; Eumycetozoa; Dictyosteliales; Dictyosteliaceae. Bases 1 to 1059 code for a protein of 352 amino acids. The record is from RefSeq and is a predicted model, not a curated record. The transcript has 3 exons.
AUGGAGGUUUUAAUAAAGGGUGAAAAAAGAAUAAUCAAUAUCAAUAAUAUACUAUCAGGUAAAGAGACAGAUAUAAAAGAGCAACUAAUAUGCAAAAUAUGUCAAUCUAUAAUGAUGAACCCAGUUCAGUUUUGUGAAAGUGGACAUGUGUUUUGUAAAGAAUGUUUAACAAAGUGGUUGCAAAAGAACGUCAAUUUAAAUAGUAACAGUAGCAUGUGUUGUCCUACUUGCAGACAGGUAUAUUACUAUAAACCCUUAUUCAUUGAACAAAAUAAUUUUACAAUGAAUCAGAAAUAUUUAUUAAGUUCAAAUAAUGAAAUAAAAAGGAAAAUAAAUAAAAUAAAAGUACAUUGUCCUUAUUAUUUUAAAAAUGAUGAAUUAAAAGAAAUCGAGGAAAACAAUGACAAUGGAUGUAGAGAAAUAAUAAGAUUUGGGGAUGUUGCAAAUCAUAUAGAGACAUGCGAAUAUAGGUUUAUAACAUGCUCUAGUCAAAACAAUGGUUGCAAGGAUUUAAGGUAUAAAGAUAAAGAUAAUCACUAUGAAUCAUGCCCUUAUAUAACACUACAGUGUUCAUUAUGUAACAGUGACCAUUUAAGAAAGGAUGAAGAAGAACACCUAGCCAUAUGUCCAAACGUCAAAGUACCAUGCAAAUUUUGCUCAAGUAAUAUAGAAAGAAAUCAUUUAAUUGUCCACUAUACAGAAUGCCCAGAUUACCUUAUUGAAUGCGAAUUUAAGGAUUAUGGAUGUAACGAUACUUUCAAAAGGUGUGACAAGGAGGUUCAUUUAUCACAAUAUAGAUACCAUUACGAUUUUAAUUUAAAGAAAAUCAACGCACUAUCAACGGAACUAGAAAAGUUCAAGAUAUAUUAUUCAAAAAAGAUUAUUGUGUUUGAAAAGGUUAAUAUUUCAGAAGGAAAAAAAUCGAAUAUUGUUUCAAUUUCAAAAUCUUUAUUUGGUCAGCAUUGUAUGUUAUAUGUUUCAAAAAAGGAAAAAUAUUCUCACUUUGAUGUUUUUAUUAAAUCAAAUAAUAAAACUAUAUUUGAAGGUAAUUAUUUAUAA